Molecule: messenger RNA, 969 nt
Organism: Haliotis rubra (blacklip abalone)
Lineage: Eukaryota; Metazoa; Mollusca; Gastropoda; Lepetellida; Haliotidae
Product: vegetative cell wall protein gp1-like
Exons: 1
Coding region: 1-969 (322 amino acids)
Source: RefSeq, a predicted model, not a curated record
AUGACCCCAUGCCUCCACGUCUCCAUGCCUUCAAGCCUCCAAGCCUCCAAGCAACCAAGUUUCCAAGCCUCCAAGUCUCCAAGCUUCCAUGUCCUCAUGCCUCCAAAGCUCCAAGUCCCCAUGUCUCCAUUCCUCCAUGGCCCCAUUUCUCCAUUUCUCCAUGUCCCCAUGCCCCCAAGCCCCCAAGCCUCCAAGCCUCCAAGCCUCCAAGCUUCCAUGUCCCCAUGUAUACAUGCCUCCAAAUCUCCAAGCCUCCAAGUCCCCAUGCCUCCAAGCCUCCAUGUCCCCUUGCCUCCAAGUCUCCAAGUCUCCAAGCCUCCAUGUCCCAAUGCCUCCAAGCCUCCAUGUCUGCAAGCCUGGCAGUCUGCAAGCCUCCAAGUCCCCAUGCCUCCAAGCACCCAUGCCUCAAAAUACCCAUGCCUCCAAGCAUCCAAGUCCCCAUGGCUCCAAGCCUUGUCCCGAUGCCUCCAAACCUCCAUGUCCCCAAGCCUCCACGUCCCCAUGCCUCCAAGCCCCCAAGUCCCUAUUCCUCCAAGCCUCCAAGCCCCCAAAUCCCCAUGCCUCCAAGUCUCCAUGCCUCCAAGCCUUCAAAUCCCCAUGCCUCCAAGUCCCCAUGCCCCCAAGCCUCCACGCCUCCAUAUCCACAUGCCUCCAAGUCUCCAUGUCCCCAAGCCUCUAAGUCUCCAUGCUUUCAAGCCUCUAAGCAUCCAAGCAACCAAGUUUCCAAGCCUCCAAGCCUCCAAGCCUCCAAGCCUCCACGCCUCCACGCCUCCACGCCUCCACGCCUCCAAGUCUCCAAGUCUCCAAGCCUCCAAGUCUCCAAGCCUCCAUGUCCCGAUGCCUCCUAGCCUCCAAGUAUCCAUGCCUCCCAGCCUCCAUGUCUGGAAGCCUGGCAGUCUCCAAGCCUCCAUGUCCCCAAACCUCCAAGCCUCCAUGUCCUCAUGCCUCCAAAUCUCCAAGUCCCCAUGA